Messenger RNA from Fomitopsis serialis, 718 nucleotides. Its product is annotated as transcription initiation factor IIA gamma subunit. Gene Ontology annotation, molecular function: RNA polymerase II general transcription initiation factor activity; TBP-class protein binding. The transcript is spliced from 4 exons. Gene Ontology annotation, biological process: transcription initiation at RNA polymerase II promoter; RNA polymerase II preinitiation complex assembly. The record is from RefSeq and is a predicted model, not a curated record. Lineage: Eukaryota; Fungi; Basidiomycota; Agaricomycetes; Polyporales; Fomitopsidaceae. Gene Ontology annotation, cellular component: transcription factor TFIIA complex. The coding region runs from base 164 to 505 and encodes 113 amino acids.
GUCAGCGACUCGCGCCGCCACCGCGGCCGGUCGAGAGCAAAGCCUUGUCGGACACCUUCACCAGUGUUCCUCUCUUCGGACCUCUUCCACUCCUUUGCGCACAGCUUGCUAGCGGAUAGACCCCUUGAGCUUCAUACAACCUCAAGAACCUCAUACCUGAAACAUGGCUUCAGCAUAUUACGAGUUUUACCGCGGGUCUUCGAUCGGAAUGGCAUUGACGGACUCCCUCGAUGAGCUGAUUACGAGCGGCGCCAUCACACCACAGUUAGCCAUGAAGGUCUUGCAGCAGUUCGAUAAGUCUCUCGCGGAUACCAUGGUCAAAUCGGUCAAGAACAAGACUACUCUGAAGGGCCACCUCCACACAUACCGCCUCUGCGACGAUGUAUGGACGUUCAUCGUGAAGAACCCGACGUUCAAGAUGGAGCAGAACGAGCUGGUGUCCGCGCCCAAGAUCAAGAUUGUCGCAUGUAAGAACGGUGACGCCAUAGAGGCUGGCAAGAAGUGAUGGCCACCCGCGCUCGGCGUUUCUCCCUUCGUCGCAUCGUUCCGUGUUUGCAUGAGGCCAUACCGUAUGUACUGCUGUGCGCAUUAGUGAGCUUAUGUAUUUGCAUGUAUCAUAGGUCGUGUCCUAGACGGAAGACUGUAUGGACUAUAUCUGGCACGUCAGGAUGGCAUGGCGCCUGCGUGUUUGAUCGACAGCCAACUCGCUUUUCUCGGU